CAGAGAGGGCUGUAAAGCGCAGCCUCUGCCACUCGUGUGCUCCUCAAAUUUGGAACUGCAUCUUCUCACCUGAGGGCUUCUUCCUUCCCAUCUGUGGGUCACCGGGUUGCUUUCUGCACUGGAGUCAACAUGGCCAAGAAGAGGAUUGCAGUCAUCGGAGCUGGGGCCUGUGGCUUAACCUCCAUUAAAUGCUGCUUAGAUGAAGACCUGGAGCCCGUGUGCUUUGAGAUGAGCAGCGACAUUGGGGGGCUUUGGAGAUUUCAGGAGAAUCCUGAGGAGGGCCGGGCCAGCAUCUACAAAUCUGUGAUCAUCAACACCUCCAAAGAGAUGAUGUGCUUCAGUGACUUCCCCAUCCCAGAGGACUACCCCAACUACAUGCACAACUCUAAGAUCAUGGACUACUUCCGGAUGUACGCCAAGCACUUUGACCUUCUGAAGCACGUCCACUUCAGGACGAAAGUAUGUAACGUUAGCAAGCGCCCAGACUUCGCUCAAACAGGCCAGUGGAAUGUUAUCACAGAAACCAAUGGGAAACAGGAGUCAUCCAUUUUUGAUGGGAUCAUGGUUUGUACCGGCCACCAUACCAAUGCCUACUUACCACUGCACUCUUUCCCAGGGAUAGAAAAAUUCAAGGGGCGCUACUUCCACAGUCGAGAUUAUAAGAACCCCAACGAGUUCACAGGAAAAAGGGUUAUUGUGGUUGGCAUAGGGAAUUCGGGAGUGGAUAUCGCUGUGGAGAUCAGCCAAAUGGCCAGCCAGGUUUUCCUUAGCACCAGGCGUGGGGCAUGGAUAACAAAUCGCGUUUGGGAUGAUGGAGAGCCCCAAGACAUUGCUUUGAAUAGACGCAUUAUCACUUCCACCUUCAAACAGAAGUGGGCUCAGCCGUUUGUGAACUUUAUAGUGGAGCGAAAAAUGAACAAAAAGUUCAACCAUGUCAUGUAUGGACUCCAGCCUCAGCACAGAAUUUACAGCCAGCAUCCAACUAUCAACGAUGACCUCCCAAACCGCAUCAUUUCCGGCAGGGUGGUGGUGAAACCGAACAUCAAGGAGUUCAAGAAAACAUCUGUCAUCUUCGACAAUGGCAGCAAGGAAGACAACAUCGAUGUUGUUAUUUUUGCCACAGGAUACAGCUUCUCAUUCCCCUUCCUUGAUAAUUGCAUCAAAGUGGUUGAUAACCAGGUCACCCUGUAUAAAUUCAUCUUUCCUCCUCACUUGGAGAAGCCAACCCUGGCUAUCAUUGGCCUAGUCCAGCCGCUGGGAGCCAUCAUGCCAAUUGCAGAACUGCAGGCUCGCUGGGUGACCCGCGUGUUUAAAGGGCUGUGUAAGCUGCCUUCGUCAAGGGACAUGUUGGAUGACAUUCUCUCCAAGGAGGUGGAAAUGGCCAGACGGUACGUGAAAAGCCCACGGCACACAAUCCAAGUGGAUUAUGUCAACUACAUGGAUGAAAUGGCUGCUAUGAUAUCUGUGGAUUUCAGUAUAUGGCUCCUCUUCCUCACGGAUCCCAGGCUGGCCUGGGAGGUUUUCUUUGGGCCGUGCACACCGUAUCAGUACCGCCUUCAAGGACCAGGAAAAUGGGACAAAGCCAGAAAAACAAUCCUGACCCAACGUGAGCGGAUCGUCAAGCCUUUUAUGACAAGGGCAGUAUGCGACUUCACCACUGAUUCCAAGGAGCCAUUUUUCUUUAAGGCCUUGCUAGCAGUUGCUUUAUUUUCUGCAUUGUCUGCCUUUGUUAUAUUUUAAUAUUCGAUGGAUUUUAUUUUGAUUCUUGGGGGUAAAGGGAGGGAUUAUCUUCUCCCUUUCAAGGUGGUAUUAUCUUUUUUUUUUUUUAAACACCUGCAAAACGCACAUAGGUACAUACACACAAAAUAAAACAUGGUACUUAAGUUUGUGGAUUUCAUGUCUGAAAAACUGCAGUAUAAUAUCCACAUUAUAUAUUGUUUAUUGAGAUGUCCUUGAUAUUGAUUGUACUAAUCUCACACUAUGUAAUCCACCUUGAGUCUCAGUGAGAAAGGCGGACUAUAAAUGAUAUAAAUAAUAUAAAUAAAUAAAACC
This is a messenger RNA of Eublepharis macularius, 2052 nucleotides long. Its product is annotated as flavin-containing monooxygenase 5-like. Lineage: Eukaryota; Metazoa; Chordata; Lepidosauria; Squamata; Eublepharidae. Gene Ontology annotation, molecular function: flavin adenine dinucleotide binding; NADP binding; N,N-dimethylaniline monooxygenase activity. The transcript is spliced from 8 exons. Bases 130 to 1740 code for a protein of 536 amino acids. The record is from RefSeq and is a predicted model, not a curated record.